Rotaria sordida is the source of this 1224-nucleotide messenger RNA. Lineage: Eukaryota; Metazoa; Rotifera; Eurotatoria; Philodinida; Philodinidae. The record is from the annotation of a GenBank genome assembly.
AUGAUUGCAGUACAUAAACAAAGAACGAAAGAAAGUAUUAAAAAAGGUGAAGUAGAACGUAUCAUCAGUACUGAAGGUUUAACUAGUCAAGAAUUAGAAAAAGCAAUUGAUUUACUUCAAAAACAACGAAUUCACGAACAAAUUCAAAUUGAUAAUUUCGAACGAUAUAAAAAAUUACAUAUGUUUACAUAUUCAACAACAACAACAACAAUAUCAAAUGAACAUGUUAAUCAUAUUAUAAAUUUACAUAAAAAAAAACGAACAAUUUCAUCAAAAGAAAAUGUCAUGAAUCCAAUAACAAAAGUUAUUUCUCCAAAAAAGAAAGUUUCUAUUGAAAUUAAUGAUGAUGAAGAUGAUGAUUUUAUAACGAUAAGAAAACGUCCUAAAGUUAUUUAUCAACCAAAAAUAAAUUCUAUUGUAAGAAAAAAUGAUCCGAUAAAAGAAUGUCUUGAAUCAAUUAUAAUACAAAUCGAAAAUAAUGAUAUAACAUGUCCUAUUUGUAAUCAAGUUUUAUCUAACUUAAGUACUAUUGAUCAACGUCAACAACAUGUUAAUCGAUGUCUUGAAGAACCUCAAAUUCUUAAUAUUGAACCAAAACAUCAAAAAACCUUAGUAUCUUAUACAAAACCUUCAUCUACUAUUCGAAAACCAACAACAAUAACAAUAUUAUCAAAUUUUAAAUGUCAAAUUUGUGGAAUGUCAUUUCAUGUAAAACAUAGUUAUUUAUCACAUCUUAAAAAAUGUUCGAAUCAAAAUAGUGUUCAAUUAAAGCAUGUUGUUAAUUUUGCUACUAAAACUACAACAAAUAUCAAGGAAUCAAAAUCAAUUACUACAAUAAAGAAACAAAUAGGAACAAAUAUUAAAAAUCGAAUUAUUAAAAUGGAAAUACCUAAAACUGAAGAUGAUGAACAACAACAAUUAGCAAUAGCACUUUCAACUUCAAUUAAAACUGCUAUAGAACCUCAUAAUGCUUUCGAUAUUCUUCAAGCUGUAUCGAAAAAAAUCAAAACAAUAGAUUUAUUAACAGUACCAUUAUGGAAUGUCUCAAUGGAAGAUAAACUAAAACUAUGUUCAAUACGUUUAUCAAAUCUAUGUGAACGUCUAAUUACAAUAAUACCUUCAGAAAAUGCAUAUAAAUUUCCUUUAAGUUCUCUUCAAGUUGUAUCCCAAACAAAUUUUGGUCAUGUCAAUUGGUGGAAUAUAACAACAACUGAUCCUCAUUAG